This is a messenger RNA of Paecilomyces variotii, 1382 nucleotides long. Its product is annotated as ribosomal protein S5 domain 2-type protein. Gene Ontology annotation, biological process: nuclear mRNA surveillance; nuclear polyadenylation-dependent mRNA catabolic process; U5 snRNA 3'-end processing. Gene Ontology annotation, cellular component: nuclear exosome (RNase complex); cytoplasmic exosome (RNase complex). The transcript has a single exon. The record is from RefSeq and is a predicted model, not a curated record. Lineage: Eukaryota; Fungi; Ascomycota; Eurotiomycetes; Eurotiales; Thermoascaceae. The coding region runs from base 195 to 1382 and encodes 395 amino acids.
UGCUUUCGAGACCGAAAGUGGUGGCGCGAGAGCUCAAGUCUAGGUCUAUACUCACCGCCUUUCGAUAUGAAAUUAUUCUGCCGCAAAAUGCUCUCUGUUCUGCGACAGAGAUUAGAGAUCCGGAUAGCUUCACGAAUCCUCCCUCUAUUGCUGGGAAUAUCACUUCUUUCAGAAUAGGUCUUGAAUAACCCAGCAUGGCUAGUACGACAGGGGCUUCCAAGCCGUCAUCUGCGAUCCCUCACCACCCACCUUCACUCUCUCUGCCGCCGUCGCAAUUCGCCAGACUCCAACCACAUGCUUAUCUCCUCGCCCACUUGUCACCUCCUGCCUCGAGUAAUCAGCCUUCGAUACGUGCCAAUGGCCGCGCACCAUCUCAAUUUCGCAUCACGUCAGCGAACGCAGGGUCGUUGACGCACGCGAAUGGUAGCGCCGUCGUCAGAGUCGGCGACACAGUUGCAGUUUGUGGGGUACGAGCAGAAAUCCUGCACACUGAAGACAUCGCCGCAUGGGGAGUAUCUGCAUCGUCAUCUGCAGUGAAAAAGAGAAAGACUGGAGAUCCGACAGACGAUGUGGAUGAGGAGGAUGACUCGCAGAUUCGAGACUUCGACUUACUUGUGCCCAACCUGUCCUUGAGCACAGGAUGCGGACCAGGCUUUAUACCAGGAGCCGCACCAUCUACACUCGCACAGUCAUUGUCACACCAGCUCCUUUCACUCCUACACACAUCUCGUCUUGUGCGUGCGGAAGACCUUCGCAUCUGGUACGAGCAGCCGGACUUCCUCUCCUUGGACCGACAUAAUGAGGAGGAGAUGGAGACGGAUGAGAAAAAGCAUUCGGGGGCUUCAAAGAGAGAAAUCAAAGCUUUCUGGGUUCUCUACAUCGAUGUGAUGAUUAUUUCGUUGGCCGGAAACCCCUUCGAUGCCGCCUGGGCGGCUGUACUGGCUGCGCUGCGGGAUACAAAGCUACCGAGGGCAUGGUGGGAUCUGGAUAACGAGAUUGUUGUCUGCUCGGAUGAGCUAUCUGAAGCGAGGAAAUUGACAUUGCGAGGAAUUCCCGUGGCCAGCUCCUAUUCCGUUUUCGAAGCGGAUGCUGCGGCUGCAUGGAGGGCCGUCGUUAUCCCGGAUGUUGACCAGGAGAAGGAGCAGGCAGAGAAAGUCGCUGGCCAGAGAUGGAUCCUUGCAGACCCUGACGCAUUCGAGGAAAACCUGUGCCAGGAGAGUGUGCGCGUUGUGGUAGAUAAAGACAAUGGAGGGAAGACUAAGAUCGUGAAAUUGGAGAAGAAUGGCGGGCUAGCUGUGGAUAAAGAGGAAUUGAGGAAGCUCGUUGAGCUCUCUACACAGAGAUGGGAACAGAUCAAAAACAUGUUGGAAGGGCUGAGGUAG